Messenger RNA from Brassica napus (rape), 1372 nucleotides. RefSeq names its product E3 ubiquitin protein ligase RIE1. Lineage: Eukaryota; Viridiplantae; Streptophyta; Magnoliopsida; Brassicales; Brassicaceae. Bases 140 to 1216 code for a protein of 358 amino acids. The transcript is spliced from 5 exons. The record is from RefSeq and is a predicted model, not a curated record.
GACCGGCCCGCCAUGGUCUUAGCGUUUUCUAAAGAGAGAGAGAGAGAGAGAGAGAGAGAAAGUGAAACCAGUAAAGUAAUCAAUUCUCUUCGUCGGUUUAAAAGAAACAAAAAAAAAAACUCCGGAGAAGAGUAAACCGAUGUCGUCGUCUUCCCCUUCAGAUCCCACAGUGGCGCGUGAUCAACAUGCGCCACUUCUCCGCCCGCGUCAGGACGGAUUCUCCGCUUCUUCAUCAGCCGCCAGGCCCACAGCUCUCGCCGUUCUCUUGGGUCGGAUCACCGGCCACCGCGCGCCGUCGAUACUCGUGAGAGAGACGGCGGCGCGUGCUUUCGAGGAGAGACGCAUCGACUGGGGCUACUCAAAGCCCGUCGUCGCCGCUGACAUACUCUGGAACGCCGCUCUGGUAAUCGCCUCGGCGGUUAUGCUUGUCGGCACCGUCGAAGAAAGACCAAACGAGCCGAUCAGGGUGUGGAUCUGCGGAUACGGGUUACAGUGUUUGAUCCACGUGGCGUUGGUUUGGUCCGAGUACUGGAGGAGAAACACGAGGCGUAGAGCUAGAGACUUGGAGUCCGGUGACGGUCUCGGUUACAACAGUGAGUAUGAUCAUGAAGAAGAUGGUGAUAAUUCAACAACAUACAGUUUUGCGAAAAGAUGCGAGUCGAUAAACACUGUUUUAUCGUUCAUGUGGUGGAUACUUGGAUUCUACUGGGUUGUACAAGGUGGAGAUAGGCUUUUAGGAGAAGCUCCUAACCUUUACUGGUUGUCGGUGAUUUUACUGGCGAUUGAUGUGUUCUUUGCCAUUUUCUGUGUUGUUUUGGCUUGUCUUGUUGGGAUAGCUCUCUGCUGUUGCCUCCCCUGCAUCAUCGCUCUUCUUUAUGCCGUUGCAGGAACGGAAGGGGUAUCAGAGGCGGAGCUAGGAGUUCUUCCGAUGUACAAGUUUCAGGCUUUUCAUAGCAACGAGAAGAGCAAUACCGGAGCUGGUAAAAUGGUUCCCGUUCCAACUGAUGGUUUAGGCUUGGCAACUGAAAGAACAUUACUUGCUGAGGAUGCGGACUGUUGUAUAUGUCUGAGCUCUUAUGAAGAUGGAGCAGAGCUUCAUACUCUUCCUUGCAACCACCAUUUCCAUUUCAACUGUAUAGUUAAAUGGCUAAAGAUGAAAGCAACGUGCCCUCUCUGCAAACAUAACAUCCUUAAAGGAACCACUGACCAAUCUUGAAGCCGGACUCUAAUAAAACAGAGACAUAAGUUCCAUUUCAUCAGUUAAAAACUCUUUUGUAUAUAUAACAUGAAAAAUCAUGUAUCUAUUGUUAAAGGUAUCCAUUUUUAAUUGUAAAAGAUCACAUUAUACAUAUCAUCUCUAAGUUCAAGUACA